AUGAGUGGUUCGGACGACAUUAGAGCUAAGAGACUCGCUAGAUUAGCAGCACUAGGAGGCGGUAGUAACAGCGGUAGUAACAGUAAUAAUAACAGUGGCAGUAGUGUGAAUUUGAAUGCUAACAGCAGCAAUUCGUCGAUUCCGAAGUCCAAAACUACACCUACGCCUACACCUACACCAGCACCUACACCAGCACCAAUUGACCGUUCAGGGCCCAAAGACAUGGAGGUAGCAAGUGAGACACCAUCCAAACGUAAGUCGGCCGAUUCAAGUGCAAUUGAAACUUCAAAACCUAAAAAAGUUUCUGAAAGCUUAUCGCCCGAAGUGGAAGUGUCGAAUUGGCUCAAAUAUGAAAUUGAAGAUAUAUUCGUUGCUACAAUUGAAACCCAUAAGACAGGGUUGGUAUACUUGCCUUCAUUGGCCAGUGAAGUUGAGUCGGAUCAAAAGGGCUUAUUGACGUCUGCUAAUUUAGAAAGUUUAUUUAUGGAAAUUUUAACAGAAUUGGGUAUACCAAGCAAAUUUUCAUCUUCAAUUGAAUACUUAUUUCACAUAUAUACUAGAAGUUUUCAAUUGAAAAGAAUAUUACCAAAGAAAGAUGCAACUUACGAUUUGAAAAAUUCGGUACUCAAUGAUAUUAUCAAUUUUUCUUGUUCAUAUAGUCUUAUAAGUUUUCAAGUUCCUGAUAUGUUUGCUGAUAAUGACUUGAGAGGCUCAAUUGACUUAUUUGUCAAUAGACAAGAUUCGAUGAGUCCAUUUUUGGUUGAUAUAGUCAAACAAGCAAUUAAUCAAGAAGCUUUAGUCGAGUUAUUAAACAUUAUAUUACCAAGUCUUAGUGCAAAAUUAUAUCAAAUUAAUUUAAAUGACUCAGCCUACUCAAAUUACUUAUCCCUUUUUGAGAGUCUAGUACUGAUUAAGCCAGUUGCUGCAGUAUUUUCCAAAAUUGACGGAUUUCAACCUCCUAAUUCAAAAGAUGGUCUCGAUUAUGAAAACAAAACUCUUUUGGGCCCCUUAUUAAGAUUGUCACCAUUGAUUGAUUCCGUUGGUACUUACUACUUUUCAAAUGAUGUUCAGUCCAUCUCCAGAGUUCAGCUAAACUCAAUCUAUCAAUCAAUUCAAAAUGAAUACAAAGUUGUUAUUGAUAGAUUGUUUUUCAUUAUUGAUAAAUUAGUAAGAGGUUCAACAGAAACUCGUCAAGACUUAUUAAAAUGGCUUGCUGGUUUAGUCAAUGCUAGUCAUUUGAGAAGAGGUAGUCAUGCUGAUUUUUCAAAGUUAGCCUCGCAUGGAUUCAUGUAUAAUAUUUCAAUUAUUUUAAUUAAAUUAAGUUUACCAUUUUUGGAAUAUCCAACAUAUUCAAAACUUGAUAAAAUUGAUUUCGAUUAUUUUACUAAAAACAAACUUUUGGAUAUAAGCGAAGAGUCAAGAGUUAAUUCUUCUAUCAAGGAAGCUGAUGAAUAUGUUAAAGAACAUUCAAAUUUAUCAGAUCCUAAUUUUAUUAGUGAAUGUUUUUAUUUAACUUUGACUUAUCUUCAUUAUGGUAUCGGGGGUAUAUUUAUCAAUUAUGAUCGUUUAAAGCAACAAAUCAAACAAUAUGAAGAGAGAAUACAACAAAUUGAACAAGAAACAAACUCAAGAGAACCAAUGAUGGCACAUAUGUUAAGAGGGCAGUUACCAAGAUUCAAGUCGGGAUUGAACUCUUUAAGGGUAUUAAAGAAUGCAAUUCAAGCGAUUUUCAAUUUCAAAUCGAUGAAUCUCGAAAUAUUUGAUUUUAUAAUUGGAUCCACCACAUUUAUUACCAAAUUAAUUGAUCCAAGUCACGAAUAUCCUACCAAGAAGUUAUCAAUUCCAAUUUUCAAGAUUAGUAAAGUUUCCGAAUUGGAUGAUCAUGAUUUUUUAAAGACCAAAACCCCAAAACCAUGGAAAUAUUAUCCAGAAUAUGUUUUAGAAGGAAUAAUCAAUUAUUGUAAAUUCAUGACCAAGUUUCCUGAAAACCCAUUAAUAUUUAAUAAUGAAAAAUUAUCAAGUUUUGUUGAAUUUGCAAUAAUUUUAUUAAGAUGUCCAGAAUUAAUUGGUAAUCCACAUAUGAAAGCUAAUUUGAUUGAGGUUUUAUUUUUUGGAUCAUUACCUUUAAGUAAUGGAGACCCAGGAUUUAUGACAUCAAUUUUCAAUGAUAAUAAAUUAGUUGUUGAUAAUAUAUUAUAUUCAUUACUUGACUUUUAUGUUAUGGUUGAAAAAACUGGAGCAUCAUCCCAAUUUUAUGAUAAGUUUAAUAGUCGUUUUUAUAUUUCAGUCAUAUUAGAAACUUUGUGGACCAACGAUAUAUAUAGAAAUCAAUUAACUGAUUAUUCCCAUAAUAAUGUUGAUUUUUUCGUUAGAUUUAUUGCAAGAAUGUUGAAUGACACAACUUAUUUAUUGGAUGAAACAUUCAAUGAAUUGAAUUCAAUUCAUAAUUAUCAAGGAGAAUUAACCAGAAGAUCAAAUGGAAUAGCUGGAGAUACUGAAGAGUACGGAACUGAUGAAGAAUUAAGCGGGAAUUUAUCAAGUUCUGAACGUAAAGCCAAAUCAUAUAUGGGAUUAAGUAAUAAAACGAUGGAAUUAUUUAAAUUAUUUACUAAACAAGUACCAUCAGGCUUUGUAUUACCAGAAAUUGUCGAUAGAUUAUCUGGUAUGUUAAAUUAUAAUUUAUCAAUAAUGGUUGGACCCAAAUGUUCAAAUUUAAAAGUUAGCAAUCCCGAAAAAUAUGAUUUCGAACCAAAGAAAAUCUUGGGAGAUUUAUGUGAAAUAUAUUAUAAUUUAUCAAAUGAAAGUAAGUUUUUAGUUUCAAUUGCCAGAGAUGGAAGAUCAUUUAACUUGAAAUAUUUCAUUAAAGCUCAUGAUAUUUUAAUGAAGAAGACAUUUAUUAAUGCUACUAUUCUUGAUAAAUUUUUAAAAUUUGGACAAGAAGCAGAAAUACAACGCCAAAAUGAUGAAGAUGAAGAAGUUGAAUUAGGAGAAAUUCCUGAUGAAUUUUUAGAUCCAUUAAUGUUUACAUUAAUGGAAGAUCCAGUUAUAUUACCAAAUUCAAAAAUGAGUAUUGAUAGAUCCACCAUCAAAGCCCAUUUAUUGAGUGAUUCAACUGAUCCAUUUAAUAGAGUUCCAUUGAAAUUAGAAGAUGUUAUUGAAGAUACUGAUUUGAAAGAAAAAAUUAAUCAAUGGAAAUUAAGUAAAAAAGCCCCAGUUGAAGAUAUUGAAAUGAAGGAUUAA
Hyphopichia burtonii NRRL Y-1933 is the source of this 3240-nucleotide messenger RNA. Its product is annotated as ubiquitin-ubiquitin ligase. The transcript is spliced from 2 exons. Gene Ontology annotation, biological process: protein polyubiquitination. NCBI's taxonomy places the organism in Eukaryota, Fungi, Ascomycota, Pichiomycetes, Serinales, Debaryomycetaceae. Gene Ontology annotation, molecular function: ubiquitin-ubiquitin ligase activity. The record is from RefSeq and is a predicted model, not a curated record. Bases 1 to 3240 code for a protein of 1079 amino acids. Gene Ontology annotation, cellular component: nucleus; cytoplasm; ubiquitin ligase complex.